GGCUUCUGGAGAUAAAAUAUCCAGGCCUGGCCUUCUCAGCCCUGCGUGCAAGGUGCUGGAACAGCCCCCACCCCACCGGAACAGCAGCAUCCUCGCACCAACCUGGGUCCUGAGGGUUUCAAAGAUGCCUUUAGUAGUACUGGUAUGUAAGCCAGUCAGCAGUGUUAUUUCAGAAGGACAUUGUGUUCCGCACACAAGCAAUUUGCAGUCUGAGACAUGUUCUGCUGAUGCUAAAAACACUUUUAGUUUCUGGCUUGGAGCACCAAGUCCCCCUUCUCCUCCCCUGCAGUAAUCUGGUUUACCUGCCUCCAUUGCUUUCUAAACACCAACCCUUUUCAGAGGCUGUCUUUGGGCAGCCCAUUCUCACACCAGGCCCCCGUCACCCACUCAGCUUCCUUGCUCACACCCAGAAACAGGAAGGAUUAUUUAUGGUUUCUAAGAAAAGCCCUUGUUUACUGGAAGAAGAAAAUCAGACUGUCCUCCAAGGGAGGGGCUCCAAAUGGCUUGUAUUCUUUCCUGAUGAAGUCAACAAAAACAAAUGACAUAAAUGAAUUUCUCAAAGAAUUAAUUGUGAUAUACUGUAUUCUCAGUAAGCUCUUCUACUUUAAUUCAGGUAAGUCCUGAUAGAGUAAAUGGACAGUGGGAACUGGAGAAGGAAAAUAAAUCAGCUUUCCUGAGGAGGAGUGGAAUAUUUCCUAAGGGGAGGGGAAUAUUUGUGGUGGCCCUCGAAGGUUGAAGAGGAGUUUACCAGGUUAAAGAAAGGAGGAAGAGAGCUAUUAUAUGCUUGGUGCUUACAGCAAGGGCCUGACUCUCUCUAGAGAUUUCCUGAAUGAUCCCAUGUUGCCAUGACCCCAACACUUCUGCAUCCCCAGGAUUUAAGAAGCAGUUUCAGGGGAGCUCAGAGUGUAAAGAAAUGGAGAGAGGAGAGGGCUAAGACACAUGUGGUCCACACGGGGCCUGUAAUCCCAGAUGCUCUCUUGUAGAACCAGGAUUCUAGGCCCUGUCCCCAGCCUAGAGGAAGGCCUGGCCAUUGAUGCUGUGAUUCCUGCAGGUACAAAUGAAACGGUUAAAGGAACACAAGGGAAGGGACAAAAGAAGGACAAGGCAAGGUAGAGUAAGCAGGGGAAGUCAAGGUAAGCCUGCUUUGAUGAAGAUCUCAGGCCAUGAUUCACAGUGGGAACAAGGGACAGAACUUCUCCAAGGUCUAACAUUUGAGCUCACACUUCCUCCCUCUGGGAUUUCCAAAGCCCAAUGGCUCUUAUCAAAACCUCUUUAACAAUAGAAGGCAAGAAUAAUAUUUUUAUUUCUUCCAACAAAAAGUCCGAGUUUACAGCUCCUAGAUGUAUUCCAAGAACCAAUUCUUAGGAAACUGGAUGAAGAUAUAAAUCUUCACAGUUCCUGGAUCAGCCCAAGAUUCUUUUCCACGUAAGUAAACUGCAAGGACUCCACCCUCCCUGCCUCCUUCCUCCCUUUCUCUGUGCUGAGCCAGGCCUCACUUUGGCAUGCAACCUCCUCAGUGUAGAGGCUGCUGGAAAGAAAGCCAUGUUAGGGGACCAGGGCUCUUGUCCCACCCCUGGAAACUUCCAAGUUACUCCUUCAGGAAGCUGCAACCAGUCCCAGGGGCUGGGCCUCAACUUCCCCAUCUAGAAAGGAGAGGUUAUAUUAGAUCUUUUGUAGAAAAAACAACUGUAUACAUAUUUUUAGUGAGGUCAGUUAAAAUAUUACCCAAGGAACUAAAAAUGAAUUUUAAGGCUGUAGGCAGACAUAAUUUCUGUAAGUCUCUAUACUGCUCCAAGCUUAAAAGUGGAGAAAGAGCAGGGAGGAGGGUGGUGGACUUCUGCAGCCCGGUCCCCACCGCACCCCCUUCCCUCCCAUCGUCGGCUUUCAGCAAAGGGAGUGUGCCUCACCCUUGUCACCCGUCUCCUGAACUGAAGGGUGGCACCAGUCAGUGCCUCCAAUGCUAAGGAGGCAAAAGAGGGGUGGGGGUUGAGGAGGGGAGGUUGGCCAAGGAGGAGAGGUCCUUGCCCGGCUUUGGAACCCUGCUCCGCUCUCUCUGGAGAACAGACCCCUCCAGGAGGAGACAUGAAGGAGGACAGCAGCCAGCAUGGUGUCCAGUGCGACUUACCAUGAGGGGGAUUGCUGGUAUCUCCAGGGAGCCCAACAACCUCACGUGGGGCUGCCUGUGAAAGAGGACACUCCCAGCAGGAGCCCUAUUUGCUCUCCCUACAUUUUCCUGAAGCCGUGGGACAGCACGUCAAGGCCCAGCAGACUGACAGGGACCAGAUCACAACUACUGGUGGAACCGCUGCAGGGAUUCAAGAAGAGGAAGACGCGCCCCAACCUUCCUGUUCUGAAACCGGAGAUAAGAAUAGCAGAUGAAAAUUGCAUUUCUAGAUUUCCUACCUGCUGAUCUCCUUGAAGGAGGGGAAAUGGAAGCUAUCCAGCCAGAUGGAAGACUGCCAACAUCUUUCCAGUGAAAUCCUUGCCCCACCCUUGCACCAGGCUCUUUGUCAGGAUUUCUCUGGACCUAGUCAGCCACUGGCCAGUACGUGGAUGCCUGAGGGGUAGUGGGUGUGAGCAGCUCUUUAGGAGAGUCAGGAAGAGGAGGAGCUGGGGAGAGGUCAACUGUGGGCUUCACCCACAAGCUGCUGUACAGACCAUAGCCUCUCUGGGACCUGUGGUCUAGAAGAUAGGAGAAAGGGUGAGCAGGCCAGAAGACCCAGCCUAGCCAGACUUUGAAAGCCACAGAGGCACCAUGACUACCGAGGAGGACACCAAAUGGCUUCAGUGGGUGACGCACCAGUUUGAGACCAUUGCGGGGGAAGACCGGGAAAUCGACCUGCAAGAAUUCAAAGCAGCCCUCAAUGUGAAAGAGCCCUUCUUUGCCGAGAGGUUCUUCACUCUGUUUGACUCGGAUGGAAGUGGCACCAUCACCCUCCAGGAGCUGCUGGAGGCGCUGACCCUGCUCAUCCACGGCAACCCCAUGGACAAACUCAAAUUCCUCUUCCAGGUGUACGACGUCGACGGCAGCGGGUCCAUCGACGUGGAUGAGCUGCGCACCGUGCUGCAGUCAUGCAUGCGCGAGAGCGCCAUCUCGCUGCCGGACGAGAAGCUGGACCAGCUGACGCUGGCGCUCUUCGAGUCUGCCGACAAAGACUGCAACGGCGCCAUCACCUUCGACGAGCUCCGGGACGAGCUGCAGCGCUUCCCCGGGGUCAUGGAGAACCUGACCAUCAGCGCCGCCCACUGGCUGACGCCCCCCGCAGCCCAGCCGCGCCGGCGGCGUCCCCGCCUUCUGACCUCCGCCUACUGGCACAACCACCGCAGCCACCUGCUCUGCCUGACCGCCUACGCGGUCCUCCACGUGUUGCUCUUCGCGCUGGCGGCCAGCGCGCACCGGGCCCACGGCCCCAUCGUCAUGGUGGCCAAGGGCUGCGGCCACUGCCUCAACUUCGACUGCAGCUUCAUCGCGGUGCUGAUGCUGAGGCGGUGCCUGACAUGGCUGCGGGCUACCUGGCUGGCUCAGGUCCUGCCACUGGACCGGAACAUCCAGUUCCACCAGCUUAUGGGCUACGUGGUGGUUGUGCUCUCCCUGGUGCACACUGAGGCUCACGUUGUGAACUUCGCGCUUCAGGCUCAGUCCAAGGACAGCCCCUUCCGGUUCUGGGAGCUGCUGCUCACCACCAGGCCUGGCAUUGGCUGGGUCUAUGGCUCAGCCUCCCCGACUGGUGUGGCUCUGCUGCUGCUGCUGGUCCUCAUGUUUGCCUGCUCCAGCUCCUGCAUCCGGAGGAGUGGCCACUUUGAGGUGUUCUACUGGACCCAUCUGUCUUACCUCCCCAUGUGGAUUCUGCUCAUUUUGCACGGGCCCAACUUCUGGAAGUGGCUGCUGGUCCCUGGCAUCCUGUUCUUCCUAGAGAAGAUCAUCGGGCUAGCAGUAUCCCACAUGGGAGCCCUUUGCAUCGUGGAAGUCAAUCUCCUUCCCUCCAAGGUCACCCAUCUCCUCAUUGAGAGGCCCCCUCUCUUCCACUACAAGCCAGGCGACUACUUGUACCUGAACGUCCCUAGCAUCGCACGCUACGAGUGGCAUCCUUUCACCAUCAGCAGCGCUCCAGAGCAGAAAGACACCAUCUGGCUACAUGUCAGGUCCGAAGGCCAGUGGACAAACAGGCUAUAUGAAUCGUUCAAGAUGUUGUGCCCCAUGGACUGUGGCUCUGGACACCUGUCAAGGAGUCUGAGGAGGAGAAGGAGCCAGAGGGAGCCCCAGAGCUUGCCCAGCCAGCCCAUGCAUUCGGGAACCUCGGCACAGGGAGCAGUGGCCUUCAGCAGGGACGUCACUGUGGAGCUGACCUCCUACAGGCCCAAGGGAACUCCACAGCAGGGAGACCAAGGCCUGGUCUCUGAGAUGUCCUCUGAGAACCACCUGCUUUGUAACAUCAAGUGCUACAUCAGCGGCCCCUACGGAACCCCCACCCGCAGGAUCUUUGUCUCUGAGCAUGCGGUACUCAUCGGGGCGGGCAUCGGCAUCACCCCUUUUGCCUCUAUCCUACAGAGCAUCAUGUACCGGCACCAGAAGAGGAAGCACAUUUGCCCCAGCUGCCAGCACUCCUGGAUGGAUAGCAUCCAGGAUGAGGACAUGAAGCUCCGCAAGGUGGACUUCAUCUGGAUCAACCGAGACCAGCGGUCUUUUGAGUGGUUUGUGAGCCUGCUGACCAAGCUGGAGAUGGACCAGGCCGAGAUGACACAAGAGGACCCCUUCCUGGAGCUGCACAUGUAUAUGACCUCUGCACUGGGCAAGAAUGACAUGAAGGCCAUUGGCCUGCAGAUGGCCCUCGACCUCCUGGCCAAGAAGGAGAAGAAGGACUCCAUCACAGGCCUCCAGACACGCACUCAGCCUGGGCGUCCUGACUGGAACAAGGUGUUCCAGAAGGUGGCUGCUGAGAAGAAGGGCAAGGUGCAGGUCUUCUUCUGUGGCUCCCCAGCCCUGGCCAAGGUGCUCAAGGGCCACUGUGAGCAGUUCAGCUUCAAAUUCUUCCAGGAGAACUUUUAGCCUCAUCUCUCACAGUUCUGCCCAACUCACACUGCCAGCCAGCUUGACCAUAUUGCUCCCAUGCCCCACAGAGACCAGCCUCAGAGGACCUACCUUGUCCCACUCCACCCCCAGAGCAGGAGCGCCUGGGGCAGAUGGACUUCCUUCAAGACCCCGGGAAAAGUGCGGUGCAUUCCCGGAUUGCUGAGAAACUGACCAGGCCAGAGGCCAGCGGCUCCAGAAGGAAGUGCAGAGGGGGCUUCCCAGGCCACUACCCCUCCAAAAGUCCUCUGAGGGAGGCUUCCCCUACAACAGUGGUCCCACACCUGCUUAAUCACCACAAUCAUUCAGGAUUUUAUCCCGACAUUUUCUUAUGAAAAUUUUCAAACAUAAAGGUAACUAAAAGAAUUGUACAGUGGACGGUUACCCAGUUGCCGGAUUCCUCUGUUAGCGUUUUGCUAUAUUUGCUUUUCUGCAUAUUUUCCAUCUAUCCCUCUCUCUAUCCAUCAGUGCCCCUUGUUUUUCUGAUGCAUUUUAGAGCAUGUUUUGUCACUCCCUGCAGUGGAGAAGUUAACUAAGAGGGUGUCCUGACUUAGGGCUGGGGUAUGCAUUGGGAAUGCGCCAAAGUCAUUUGGAAAGUUGGCAGAGCGGAGUCCGUUUAGCAUAGGACUUCUCUGUCUCUCUGUCUGUCUCCUUCUCUCUGUUCGCCUAGAAUUUUGUAUCACGCAGACAGUGGGAGCAGACAGAGGAACUUGAAUACAGAUUCUAAAAUCCAUUUAAGGGUCCACAUGUUUGACUUAGGAUCACACGAGUCCUAAGGCUUUCUCGCCAGACAUACUCCAGGUAGCCACUGGAGGGCGCUGCGGAAUCAGAGAUCUUGGAGGUUUUGCUUGCUGGGAGGGAGACCGGUUCCAGAGCUGCAGUGAACCCAAGACCCGCCAGAGCAGACUGUGCCCCACCCUGAAGCCCUGGCUCUAGGCAACACCUCGAGGCCCAGAGGUGGGUGGAUCUGUGAAGUCAAGAGUAUUCGUUUUCAAGAUCAGAGUCCUCUAGCUGCCGUUCCCUAACAGCCCCUCACAGAUGCACAUACAGACCCUCUCCCUACCAUGCACCCCCCCAUCCCUCCCUCCCUGGAGCCACUGUCCAGGUUCUGCGGCUUCCCAAGUUUCCAUCUAUAAGGUCAGCAUAGGCCUGGCUGAGCAUAGGUCCAGGCUCUGCCCUGGGGGUCUGCCACCUCCUAUCAUUGGAGGUGCAGGAUCAAAUGUGGGGUCUGUCCAUCUGGAUAUUGCCUGGAUGUCCAGAUGGGGGCCCUCCCACCAUCAACAAGAAACAAACGCAUCCGUAUGGCUGACUGACUUUCCUCCUUAGACAUUUGUGGGUCUAAGAGGGCUAAGGAGGGCACACAGAAAAGGAACAGAAGGAACACAGGCUAACUACAGAUAAAAGGUGCAUUAGGUGAGUGUGAGCUUCCCGCACUGUCAGCUCCCCACAGCCAGGCCUGCAGCCCCAGAAUCUAGCACAGAGGGAGCGGCAGUAGGCCUACCCCGCAUGUUGACUCCCACAAGGCACAGGUCCUACUUAACUGGAAUGAUCCUUGGGAAGGAAAGGUCCUCUGCACCUAGCCGUCAUUUUAAUCUGGGAAACCAAGGCGUGAACUCGAGCCCACUGAAGGAAUCCCUUGGCCAGGCUCCACGAGGCUGCUCUGCUCUGAGGACAGCUCUGACAGAGACAGCAGGUGCUCCUGUAGCCCUGAGUCAGGCCCACCCAGACCAACAACAC
This is a messenger RNA of Lutra lutra (Eurasian river otter), 6805 nucleotides long. RefSeq names its product NADPH oxidase 5 (gene NOX5). The transcript has 19 exons. Lineage: Eukaryota; Metazoa; Chordata; Mammalia; Carnivora; Mustelidae. Gene Ontology annotation, cellular component: plasma membrane; NADPH oxidase complex. Bases 2756 to 5047 code for a protein of 763 amino acids. Gene Ontology annotation, biological process: superoxide anion generation; defense response. The record is from RefSeq and is a predicted model, not a curated record. Gene Ontology annotation, molecular function: superoxide-generating NAD(P)H oxidase activity; calcium ion binding.